Molecule: messenger RNA, 396 nt
Organism: Prorocentrum cordatum
Lineage: Eukaryota; Dinophyceae; Prorocentrales; Prorocentraceae
Source: the annotation of a GenBank genome assembly
AUGAACACCGUCCUCGACGACAAUAAGAAGCUCUGCCUGAACAGCGGCGAGAUCAUCAAGCUGUCGCCCGUGACGACGAUGAUGUUCGAGGUCGAGGACCUGGCGGUAGCGUCGCCAGCGACGGUGUCCCGCUGCGGUAUGGUCUUCUUGGAGCAGGUGGACAUUGGCUGGCGCGUGCUCCUCUGGUCCUGGUGCGAGAGGCUCCCGGAGCGCCUCCGGGAGAGCGCGGACACGAUCCAGGAGCUCUUCGAGGACACCGUGGACCCCCUGUGGGAGAUGGUGCAGCGCAAGGUCAGGCAGCCAGUGCCCGUGAGCCAGAACUGGCUGGUCUCGAACCUGCUGAAGCUGUACCUGGCCCUGCUGAGGCAAGAGCUGCCCCUGGACCCCGAGACCAAG